This is a messenger RNA of Rhipicephalus microplus (southern cattle tick), 4210 nucleotides long. Its product is annotated as septin 4. NCBI's taxonomy places the organism in Eukaryota, Metazoa, Arthropoda, Arachnida, Ixodida, Ixodidae. Gene Ontology annotation, molecular function: GTP binding. The record is from RefSeq and is a predicted model, not a curated record.
CCGUGGCGGGACGCUGUCGGUGACUUCAUUGGCUUCGCUUCGCUCGGCUCCAGCCGCUCCGUUGGAGGAAGCGCCUUAACAAUGGCUUUUAAAUGACCCACCGCGAGUCGCUGGCUGUGAUUAGGCCUUUUCUUAGAGCACGCCAGCGGCGAGGUAAGCUGGCACAAACGCGUGGACUGUAAAGCAACUCUCUCAACUGUGCUGCUCACGGGAGGAAGAGGCAGUCACCAGUGACCAUCAACAGCGAUGCCGAGCACCGAUCUGCGCCACUCCCCGUGCCCCUCUGAGGGAGAAAUCGGCUUCGCUACACUACCGGAGCAAGUGCACAGGAAAUCAGUCAAGAGGGGAUUCGACUUCACCUUGAUGGUCGUGGGCGAAUCCGGCCUGGGCAAAUCUACGCUCAUAAACAGCCUGUUUCUGACGGACUUGUAUGAAGAUCGCAAGCUUCCCAAUGCCGAAGGUUGCGGCAGCUGGACAUCGAGUUCAUGAAGAGGCUCCACCAGAAGGUCAACAUUGUGCCUGUCAUCGCCAAGGCCGACACACUGACCCCCACUGAAGUUCGCCAGAUGAAAGACCGGGUUCUGCGAGAACUUGAAGAGCAUCAGGUGACAGUCUACCAGCUGCCGGAAUGUGAUAGUGACGAGGAUGACGAUAUCAAGCUGCAAGACAGAGAGCUCAAGGAGAGCAUCCCGUUCGCUGUAAUUUCGAGUACCCAGGUGGUGGACAUCAACGGUCGGCGAGUCCGCGGUCGACUCUACCCCUGGGGGAUCGUCGAAGUGGAGAACCCGAAGCAUAGCGACUUCCUCAAGUUGCGGACCUUCCUUAUUAGAAUAAUCCUUGGUCUCUUCAGCACGCACAUGCAAGACCUGAAGGAAGUGACCCGCGAUGUACACUACGAGAACUAUCGUGCCCAGUACAUCCAGAAGAUUUCUCAACAAGCGGCCCGCGAAAGGGGGAAGCAAGGCAGAGAUUCGGUGCCAACCACAUACGACGGAAUAUCUGAAGCUGAUCGCCUGCUCCAGAUGAAAGACGAAGAGAUCCGGCGCAUGCAAGAGAUGCUGUCACAGAUGCAGGAGAAGCUGCGCCAGACCAGCAGAGACACCACACCCGAAGCGUCGACUCCAGACUUGGACGCUCGGAGGGACGGCGACAGCGUCGUGAACCUGUGAGGAGCAGCAGUGGAGUGAUGGGAAGGGUGCCGCCAACUCGCCAAUGUCUCCCCUUUUCCAGCUGUAUGCACAUACCAACUGGUGCUGCACAACACAGGUUGUGCAGUGGGGGUCCGGUCAUUUAGGCUUAGGCUUGUGAGGACACUCCUUCCCCAUGAUGUCCGAGCAUUGCUCCUUCAGUGUUCUUUGGGGUGCCAAUGUUUUCUUGCAGAUUGCCAGGACUAGGUUUCUUUCAUUAAUUAGGUAACAUUCGAUGUUUUACUUUGUCACGAGGCACUCGUCUUUGCUCUAUCACAUGCAGUAAGACCAUUUUGUUGACCUUGGAGGUCUUUCCUUGAGUCGUGUGACCUUCUUUUCCGAAGGUCGUCCCAUGACUGGUUAUACUCUUCAAUGCGAGUGAACCCAGAAGGUUGGAGUUCGCAAGCUUGGACGUCUACCGUUUUGCUCCAUGCACAUAUGCUUGCUACAUCGUCAAUUUGAUCCUCCUGCUGGUGAGACUGUGCUGUGCAUUUGUGGCAGGAAAUUUAAUGUACCACCUGAAAUUAUUUGAAAUGCGCACUCCUUUCUAAUUCAUCAUCUUUUUUUUUUCUAAAUGCAGUGCGUUUACAUUAUUUUGGAGCUUACGUAUUGUUAGCAUACGUUAUCCCACACCAAGCUUCUCUUAGACAUUCUUAUAUGGCAGCUUGGUUCGGCACAUCAAAUUAUGGGAAGACACCAUACGCUUCAUUUCUGUUUCGCAAGCAGCUGUUUGUCAGAAGUUGUGUUUCUUAUUCAUCUAUUUCUGGCAUCACAUUCACAUAGUUUUCAAUGUAGAACGUGGCUUGGCCUCUUUCUUCACUGUCCUCAGUUAAAAAUGCCACCUCAUCAUAGGCAUCCAUUGCACAAGAAUGUUAUGCUUUGCUUGAUUCUUAUGGUGAAAUUAAUUGGCACCCUCAUGGACCCUGCGGGAGCGACGCGUCAAAGAAGCUUCCCAGCUUUACUUUGAGAUUAUACUAAAGCGCCACUUUGAGCAGCUAUAUAUACAUGCGCAUGAGAUAUACUUACUAUACACCUACAGAGAUUUAUUCAUCUAUCAGAUAUACACGCGCAGCUUAAUUCCAUGUGUGCAUUCCUGCUUAUUCAUCACCAAUAUUUUUUUCCUUCUCUCCAAAUGUGGUGAUAUCGUUGUUAUUUAUUUCAAAUAUAGUAUAGUAUUUUGAAUUCUUGGCAGCUGCUUUCAAAAGUCUUUUUGUGGAAGUUGUUGGGCAAACAACUCGUAUCAGGGUUCACAUUUCGUGAUAAUCAAUCUUACUUAGUGCAUUUUGUCAUCGAGUUGAUUGCCAUAACAAGCAAAGACACUUGUGAUAGAAUUAAAACAGACAUAGGAAAGGGGGAGGACAUAUUCGAUUAUGAGAAAAUCUGGGCCCUAUUUUGCAUUCAAAUUCACAUGAGACUACCGAUAUGUUGUAAAAGCCCAUUUCAGUGAAGCCUCGUCAAACACGAAAAUGGGUUUGUUGCAUCGAAAAAUUUGUUACAGACAUGUACUAUUCCUUAUACUGUACGAGUGGCAACACAGUUCAUCAUCUACUUCAUUUUAGCCAAAAAUUCGUUAUAAAUGUAUGUUCUUCACACUGUACGAGUGGCAACACAAUUUCUCAUUUGCUCCAUUAUAUUUGAAAGUUCGUUAGAAAAUUUUUUUUUACUCUGUAUUAGCGGAAGUAUCAUUCUUUCAUUUAUUUCACUAUAAUAAAAAAUUCUAGGCUUGUGCGAAUAGUGAAUUUCAAGUCAGAAGCGAAUUCGUGGCAAUUUUAAGCAAAUAAUUAUGAGUCGAAUUCGAAUAGUAUAUAUCAUGUAUUAUAAAUAAAAAAUGGUAUAUUUUUUUAUUACCUAACAACUUGCACAGUAUUCUUAAAAAAUUGAAACAAGGCCUGUGCGAAUGCCAUUUUUUUGGUUCAGAGGAAGGUCAAAUGACUUUGAAUAGUAAGAAGGCAAACUGUAACCUGCAAAUUAUGUUCAUUUAAAAAUUUACUAUAUUUAGAGCAUAUAAGCUGGUGUAACAAGCUUUUAAACAAUAAAUGUGACAAAUCAAUGUGACUUGUAUGAUGUUCAUUUAACCUUCCAGUAAGGCUUCCUGGCAGUGCGGGUUUUUUCUGCAAAGGUGCUUUCACAGCUCCGCACAUCUCUAUUGCAGUGAAAGCACCUCUAUAGGAGGGUUACAUGUGGAUCAAUAUAAACCUAUUUGUUUAUUUCGCCGAAAUUUUCAACUAUUUGAAUUCAAGUCAAAGUGAAUUCGAAUACUGUAAACAUUCGUUCAAAUGUUCGAAGCAUUCCAAUAUUCGCACAAGCCUACAAAAAUUUGCUAUAUUGAGGGUUGGUUGCGAUUGCAUGUCAGUCCAUUUCACUUCAUUGUGUCACAACUAGAACAAGCAUUACUAAUGGCUAUGUGAUAAGCUCUGAUAACCAAAGGAUGACAACCGCAUUUUUGGGCACUCAUACUAAACCAAAGAAGUGCGUUGCGCACUUUCAUUUUGUCUCAGUCACCAGAGAACGCACAUUUGUGCUUCACAAGCUUUGCUUGAAGCUGGCAUGUAUGCUUACUUCACAGUCCGGCUAGUCAUUAGACUGGGCACUCUUUUUUUUUGUCAUGCUCUCAAGGGAACUGCAACAGUCAAAUGCCACUUAUUAUUUAUAUUUAGCUUGCAUCUAACUUAUUUACACCUAUUUAUGAUAUCUAUAUUUAUACACAAAUAACACCUGCCCCAGGGUAGACAUUCCGGAGUUGUGGAUCCUAUUUACUUUGCCACCACUUUCUAUUGCUUGUAUAAUCUGCACUGUGUACGUAUGUGAAAGUGCUACCGUUGUGUACUUCAGUGAAACAUGCAUUUCUUUUCCUUUUCUGUUUCUAUGUGUUUUUUUCUUACUUCUUUCUCAGUGUUUUCUGUCGGUCUGAGUUCAGUUGCAAAUAUGUCAUAGGUCCUCUGUCCAAACAAAAAAAGGAAAAGAAAGCAGUGGGUAGGGAGGGAUUCAUUGAAAGUCGCAAUAAAAAGUAAAUCUCUACAAAA